Messenger RNA from Colletotrichum orchidophilum, 2118 nucleotides. RefSeq lists its product as uncharacterized. NCBI's taxonomy places the organism in Eukaryota, Fungi, Ascomycota, Sordariomycetes, Glomerellales, Glomerellaceae. The coding region runs from base 1 to 2118 and encodes 705 amino acids. The record is from RefSeq and is a predicted model, not a curated record. The transcript is spliced from 2 exons.
AUGGCCGCCGUCACCCAAGCGUCCGCUCCCACUACGGCGCCUCCGAGAGAGGAUGAGACCCUCCUCGUCCUUGCGCGAUUAAUGGAGGGCGGCCAGGAGGACGAUGAAACCAUUCGCGACCUCGACCAGCUCACCAGGCUGCUGAACGAGGAUCUUCAACUCAUCCAGGCCAAGACCGGUGCGCCCACGAUAUGCAAACUCAUCGAUGGUGAUUGCGUCGACACCAUCUUGACAUAUCUCGAUAUGAGACAACCAGAGAUUGUCCGCGCACACGCCGUCAUCGCCACAUCCGCCUAUCUCAAGGCCGCCGGCGACGACGGUGCCAAGAAGCUCUCCAACUUCUUCUUCGACAAGAUUAAGAGGGGCACGUACGACGACUACAUCGUCGCCUUUUGUGUCGCUGCUUCCACGUUCCCGGUCGUUCCAGAUCUUACGUCUGAGCUGUUUCUCAGUGAAGGCUUCCUGAGCUCCCUUGGCCCGCUCAUGAGACGGAAGUGGAAGAGCCGCAAGGUUGAGACCGCCUGCCUGGAGAUGCUCAACGCCGCCUGCAUGAACUCGCAGUGCCGUGAUGCAGUAAACAAGUACUGUACCGAGUGGCUGGAGGAGGUCGUUGACCAGGAUCCCGAGGAGAUUGCCAAGGAAAUGUCACAGGACCCGGAGUACUCUGUCAAGGAGGGGUCGGUCGCCAUGCGCAAGCACUCGGAGCAGGUCCAAAACUUGGCAGCGGUCAUCCUGGCGAAAUUGAGGGCAGUGCCCACGGCGCCGGCGCUGAAUGAGGACGGACAAGGGAAGAUAUCACCUGCAAUCACUACCAUCGAGGAACUUUCAACGAGAUUCACCUCCAUGCUCCUGAGCGAAGACGACCAUGGACACCGACAUUCUAUCGAAGGGCUGGCAUACGCAUCGAUCCAGCCGGCCAUUAAGGAAAAGCUGUCAGGGAAUGCGGAUUUCCUCAAGAAACUGGUCAACACGCUAGCCAACGCCCCGGCGAAAUCGCCCGUGACAUACGGAGCGCUCAGUAUCCUGGUGAAUCUCACCAGAUACCAGCCCAAUCUGUCGGAGGAGGAAAAGAAGAUGAACCAGCUCAAGGCAUAUGCGGCCGCUGCUGGAAAAUCUGCUGGGCCCGAUCCUCUCAAUGACAACGACCACGUUGCAGAACGCUGCCGCCGGGUUUUCGAGGCCGGCGUCACUCCGGUUCUAGUGACCCAUAGCAAGGGUGGUUCGGCAGCGUCACUAUCACUCACUGUCGCUAUCAUAUACUCUCUUUCAGUUACGACAUCUUUGCGUGGAAAGCUUGCUCAGCAAGGCGCCGUCAAGCUUCUUCUAGCUGCUUGGGCCUUGCUCCCGGAGUCCGAAGCCGCGGGCCGUCGCACCGCCGCGCAAGCUCUGGCACGCAUUCUCAUCAGCACCAACCCGGCUCUCGUUUUCGGUGGAAGCCGCUCCAAUCCACAAAGCUCCGCGAUCCGGCCCCUCAUUUCCAUCAUUCCCACAGACCCAGUUGCUGAGCACCGCGACCUUCUCCCAACGUUCGAGGCGUUGAUGGCGCUCACCAACCUCGCGUCAAUCGAUGAUCUCGACACAAGACGAGCCAUCAUCCGGGUAGCUUGGCCACAAAUCGAAGAUCAACUGCUUUCCUCGAAUCCCCGCGUGUCAAAGGCCGCUGUCGAGCUCAUAUGUAACCUCGUACAGGCUGUGGAAGGUCUGGCAUUGUACGCCGACGGCAGCCCCGCAGCAAAGGGCCGUUUGCACAUUCUCCUCGCUUUGGCGGACGCUGAGGACGAGGGCACGAGAAGCGCAGCAGGCGGUGCGCUCGCAGCGCUGACGGGCCACGAGAACGUUGUCCAGGCCAUUGUGGAGCGAGAGCGGGGUGUCAAGGUCAUUCUCGACAUGUGCGCCGACAACAACGAGGACCUGCGGCACCGCGCCGGCUUCAUCAUCUACAACAUGGUCGCUGCCGAGGGUGCGCCUGGUGCUAAUGCGCGGAAGAAGAUUAUCGAAGAGGGCGGUCUCGAGGGGCUCAAGGAGGCGGCCAAGAAGAGUCGGCGAGCGGAGGUGGUUGAAGUCUUGGUGCAGGCCUUGAAGAUCCUGCUCGAGGAUAAUCGGACAUUGGAGGGCUAA